AUGGCCUUCAUCAUGAUAACCACAUACCAACGCUUAGUUUUUGUGUUUCUGUUCUCUUUCCUCUGUUUCUAUACUGUGUUUUCAAGUUCAGCAACUUCCAGGAACAGGAUCACACGGGGUGACUUGAUCAGAGAUGGUGAAACUCUGGUAUCAGAUGGCCUCAAUUUCGAGAUGGGUUUCUUCACUAUGGACAAUUCCUCUUCUCGUUACGUUGGGAUAUGGUACUACAACAUUCCGGGACCAGCAGUUAUAUGGGUUGCGAACAGAGACAAACCCAUCAAAGACAAAGGAGGUGCUAUCACUAUUGCAAGGGAUGGGAAUUUGGUUAUACUUGAUGGAGGGAAGAACCAAGUUUGGUCCAGUAAUGCUUUCAAUACCAGAAAUGACUCCGAAGCUGUGCUUCAUGAUGAUGGCAAUCUUGUUCUUUCAAGCAGUGGCGUUGAGAAAGAGGUAUGGCAAAGCUUUGAGAACCCAACUGAUACAUAUUUACCUGGUAUGAAGGUGCCUGUGAAUGGUGCAAUUGGGAAGAAAUAUAUCUUCACUUCAUGGAAAUCAGCAACUGAUCCUUCACUGGGAAAUUACACCAUGGGGGUUGAUCCUGAGGGAUUACCCCAGAUAGUUGUUUGGGGCGGAGAGAAAAGGAGAUGGAGAAGUGGUUACUGGGAUGGUAGGAUGUUUACUGGUGUAUACAUGACAGGAAACUAUUUCUAUGGUUUUACCCUCAAUAGGGAUGAUAAAGGACAUAGAUACUUCAUAUAUAACCCAUUAAACAGCUCUGACAAGGUUAGGUUUCAGGUAGGAUGGGAUGGGUAUGAAAAGGAGUUCAAGUGGAAUGAAGGUGAGAAACAUUGGGUUGAGACACAGCAAGGGCCUCAUAAUGAAUGUGAGGUUUAUAACAAGUGUGGCAGCUUUGCAGCAUGUGAUUUAUCCACUUCAGGUUCACCCAUCUGUAGUUGCAUACAAGGGUUUCAACCAAAGCAUAGGGAUCAGUCGGCUAAGGGAAACUGGUCAAGUGGAUGUGACAGGAUGACCCCACUGAAGGCUGAGAGAAAUACUAGUUCUGGAGCUCAGAGGAUUGUGAGAGCAAUUGUUUGA
Molecule: messenger RNA, 1095 nt
Organism: Gastrolobium bilobum
Lineage: Eukaryota; Viridiplantae; Streptophyta; Magnoliopsida; Fabales; Fabaceae
Product: G-type lectin S-receptor-like serine/threonine-protein kinase B120
Exons: 2
Coding region: 1-1095 (364 amino acids)
Biological process (GO): recognition of pollen
Source: RefSeq, a predicted model, not a curated record